Messenger RNA from Nothobranchius furzeri (turquoise killifish), 2259 nucleotides. Its product is annotated as protein yippee-like 5. NCBI's taxonomy places the organism in Eukaryota, Metazoa, Chordata, Actinopteri, Cyprinodontiformes, Nothobranchiidae. The record is from RefSeq and is a predicted model, not a curated record. Gene Ontology annotation, cellular component: ubiquitin ligase complex.
CUGUUCGGGAAAAAUUACACAAACUUCCGCCCUUUGGUGCGUCUGAUGAAAACAGCAAAGAAAACAUUCCGUUUUGGCUCAAGAAUAAAGACGAAGGCUCGACUCGAAAAAACUGCUAACAAAGCGUCAGCUGGUUACACUUUGUGCGUUUAAUUAAACUGAGGCAGACAUUAUCGACUGUCAAGAAUGGGUCGCAUCUUCCUGGAUCACAUCGGUGGGAGUCGCCUGUUCUCUUGUGCCAACUGUGACACUAUUCUGACCAACCGAGCUGAACUCAUCUCCACACGCUUCACAGGAGCCACUGGCAGAGCCUUCCUCUUCAAUAAGGUUGUGAAUCUGCAGCACAGCGAGAUCCAGGACCGAGUCAUGCUGACAGGGAGGCACAUGGUGCGAGACGUCAGCUGCAAGAACUGCAGCAGCAAGCUGGGCUGGAUGUACGAGUUCGCCACAGAGGAGAGUCAGCGCUACAAGGAGGGCCGAGUGAUCCUGGAGAGGGCGCUGGUGAGGGAGAGCGAAGGCUUUGAGCACGCUCCGUCUGACACUUCCUGACUUCUCCAAAAGUCGACUGUUUCUUUUGUUGAGAGGAGCUAGACCAGAAACCGGCCAUAAACCGGGUGUUUGUGGGAAACUUAACCCAACAGCGCUUCUCCCGGUUUGUGUCGUGUGCCCAGCUGGCUCCAGUGUUGUUCAACUGUGUUAGCUGCUGCUCUCACUUGUGGAGGAUCAUCGCAGUCCAGAGUCUCAGGCUCUAAACAGAAGUUGAGAUAAAUUGACGCUCCAUGAAUUUGGUGCAAAGUUCUGGAAAAAAGAAAGAAUUGUGCUUAAAAAAUACUACGAAUGUAGUACAUUUUCUUAGUGCUUUUGUGGUAGAAAAUGUUUAUUAUAUAUAGUAUAUAGUAUCAAAUAUGACAAAUUAUUCUCUAUGGUUAAAGAUAAGUGUGUACUAAAUGAAAAUUAUAUCCCUUUAUGCUGUUUUGCAGUGAAACAAACUUUAUUUUUGAAAGUGAAAAUUCAUUCAUGUUAUUUUAACUUAUAGAAACUAUAAUUUAUUGCAAAAAUCUUCACAGUUGGGUCAGGUGCAUGUUUACGGCGUGUCCCCCGAGCCCCACUUACUGGUUUCUACCAAGUGUUUACUUUUAUUUGCCUUUAAAUUCUGUUUUGGGGGGAAACGGUCUCCUAGUUCCUGUUUUUAAAAGGAUUACAUUAACAAUAAAGAAAUUGAAAGCAUCAUUUAAUCAAUGUCUUGGAUGCUCCUUCAAAGUAAAAUGUUCUUCUUUAUAUCUGAUGAAGCCAAUUUAUUCUUUUACCAAGUCCAAAUGUUCAGUAGCCUUUGUGCUUCUGAUCUGCUAAUGUUGCAGACUUAAUACUGACUUGUGUCAAAUAUUAAAACACUACAACUAAACAUUAGGAGUCAGAAUUCUCAAGAGGAAUGUAAGUUGUGCACAAAUGCAACCAACUCGACCCAGAAUGCUAUUUGCUGGUCUUGCAUUAGGGAAUUGUACGUUCUGUAAGGAGCCUAAGCCCCACAGAAAAUCAGUCAAAUGCAAGUUUGUUUACAUUUUCAUGAUGCACACUAUAGUGUUGUUGUUUUGUUUUUACUUUUGCAUGACCGCCACUGUAGUAUGAUGGGGUUUUUACCCUUUUCGUGUCACACAUUAUUAUAUAAUGGGGUUUUGGGGCAUAUUUUCUUGACCCGUGGCAUCUAUAAGGUAAGAGGGGAACAAAGUGAAAGUAUGUGGUGAACCAGAAAAUGGUGAAGAUAAGUGGAAUGUGCCAUCGCUAUGGCAACUCAACUCUGUCUCCUUUCUCAGCCUGGGUGGGACUGCGGGAAGGCCGCUGAAACGUUCCAGGGUCACUGCAACCCUUAAUGCUCCUCCCCCUAUCCACACUGAGGUGACAUGCGCUGCUUGUCGUGGCUGCAGGAACUGAAGUGGGGAUAGUCCCAACCCACCACCCCACCUAGUGGACACUUAUGUUGUCUGAAGUCUGUUGCAUAUCUGUCUGAGGUGUUUUUUGCAGAGCAAAGCUGCCCUCCUGGUGGAGGGUAGCUCUGAAGUGCCUUUUAUUCCCCUCCACCUGAACCAACCCUCAUGUAACCUCUGAUCUCUAUUAAGGUAGCGCGACUCAGGGUUGCGAAUUACCACAGUCACCAAUUCUUGUCAUGUGUCUUACCCAUGUAUGUCUGAUCUCUGAAUUGUGUGUACUGAAACUAAUUUCCCUCUGGGAUUAAUAAAGUUUGAAUUGGUUUGAUUUGAUAAA